This is a messenger RNA of Cooperia oncophora, 225 nucleotides long. NCBI's taxonomy places the organism in Eukaryota, Metazoa, Nematoda, Chromadorea, Rhabditida, Trichostrongylidae. The record is from the annotation of a GenBank genome assembly.
AUGUUAGAGGAAGGAAAUAAGAAUAGAGAUGAGAAGAGGAAGGAAGAAAAAACAAUCGCUGAUAUCAAGAUCGCAAAAAAUGCUGGAAAAUCGAAAGCGGAAGUUAUGGACAUUGGAUAUACGACCAUAGCUGGACAAGUAACCAAAGCACUGAUGGAAAAACUGUGCAAUACACUCAUUCCGGCGAAUCAUCACAAAACUGGAAUGGAACUGCUACCUUACUAA